This is a messenger RNA of Notolabrus celidotus (New Zealand spotty), 1744 nucleotides long. Its product is annotated as bile salt-activated lipase-like. Gene Ontology annotation, molecular function: triacylglycerol lipase activity; sterol ester esterase activity; signaling receptor activity. Bases 27 to 1697 code for a protein of 556 amino acids. Gene Ontology annotation, cellular component: synapse; postsynaptic specialization membrane; cell surface. Gene Ontology annotation, biological process: modulation of chemical synaptic transmission; presynaptic membrane assembly; neuron cell-cell adhesion. The record is from RefSeq and is a predicted model, not a curated record. Lineage: Eukaryota; Metazoa; Chordata; Actinopteri; Labriformes; Labridae. The transcript is spliced from 11 exons.
ACACUUUCUGGAGCUAGACCGCAACCAUGGACCAACUGAUGAUUCUGUUUGCUGUUGUGUUGUCUCUGGGGACGGCUUCAGCAGCCAAUCUUGGUGUGGUUCAAACAGAAGGUGGCAGUGUUCAGGGAAGAAACAUCCCCCUCGGUCUGUUCCGCUCAGUGGAUGUUUUUAAAGGAAUCCCCUUUGCAGACAAGCCUGAAAUCCUUGAGAAACCCAAACCUCACCCUGGGUGGGAUGGAGUUCUUCAGGCAACACAGUUUGCUGAUCAAUGUCUGCAGAUAAACACAGACCAGACUUCCAGCUCUGGCAGUGAGGAUUGCCUCUAUCUGAACAUCUGGGUUCCUCAUGGCAGACAGGUGUCAUCAAACCUCCCCGUCAUGAUCUGGCUUUAUGGGGGAGGCUUCAUGGUCGGUAAUUCAAUGGGGCCAAACUUUCUGGAUAACUACCUGUACAGCGGUCAGGAGAUUGCGGACAGAGGGGAUGUCAUCGUUGUGUCUGUGGGAUAUCGUGUGGGAACUCUGGGCUUCCUCAGCACAGGGGACUCUGAUUUACCUGGAAACUAUGGUUUGUGGGACCAGCAUGCUGCUAUCGCCUGGGUGCACAGGAACAUCCGUUCAUUUGGAGGAGACCCUGAAAACAUCACUCUCUUUGGAGAGUCUGCAGGUGGAGCUAGUGUCAGUUUCCAGAGUCUUUCCCCCCACAACAAAGGACUGGUCAGAAGAGCCAUCUCCCAGAGCGGUGUCGCCUUCUGCCCAUGGGCUCUGAGCAAGAACCCACUCAAGAUUGCAGUGGAGACUGCUGAGAAGAUAGGCUGUCCCACUGAUGACAGGAUGGUGGCCUGUCUGAAAUCAACAGAUGCUGAGACUCUCACCAUGGCCACUCUCCCCAUCCAACAAGGCUCCCCAGAUCAUCCUAAUAUGUUGAGCAUGGUUCUGACUCCUGUGGUUGAUGGUGACUUCCUCCCUGAUCAGCCGGCCAACUUGUUCCACAACGCUGCUGACAUCGACUACCUUGUAGGGGUUAACAACAUGGAUGGACAUGUUUUCACCUUACCGGACAUUCCUUCCUUGGGUGACAAGAAUCAAGAGACUCCAGUAGAAGACGUGAAGAGGCUCCUCGCUGCUUACGGCAAAGACUUUGGGCAAGCUGGUUUUGAUAUUGCAUUUGCUGAGUACUCGUCUUCUUGGGAAUCAUCACCCAGCCAGGACACCAUCAAGAAGACUGCUGUGGACAUCGCUACUGACAACGGCUUCCUGGUUCCUUCACAGGUUGAACUCUACCUGCACGCUGAUAACGCCAGGUCUGGCCGCAGCUUCUCCUACCUGCUGUCUGAGCCCAGUUUACUGGCCGGACCAGGCAAACCCUACCAUGACUGGGUGGGAUCAGACCACACUGAUGACCUUCAGUAUGUGUUUGGCAAACCUUUCACCACCCCAAAGGCUUAUGGAGACAGACACAGAGACCUGUCAGGCUACAUAAUCGCCUACUGGACUAACUUUGCCAGAACUGGGGAUCCCAAUAAAGGAAACCUGAAGGUGCCUGUGUUCUGGCCUGAAUUCACCAGCAGUGGACAGAAGUUCCUGGAGAUCAAUGGUAAGAUGAACGACAGCUCCGUUGGACAGGAAAUGAGGCUCCGCUUUGUUCGUCUUUGGACCAGUAUCCUUCCCAGCCUUCAAUCAGAUGGUGUCACACAGUGAGGCUUUUUCAGUCCAAACAAGAUGCCAGAAUAAACCUUGUGAAAGAA